ACUGCCGGCUGGAGGCACACAGAGGCUGUCCAUCUCAUGAGUUAAUCGCCUCCUGUUCAGAUGUCAGGAGGAGAUAAAGUUGCUAUAAAUAGAUUGUGAAGCCCUCAUGGUUUCAGCUGUGAUUCACACACAUGACAGAGAAGCAUUAGGAAGAAUUAACAUUCAAUCUCUCAGGCACUUUUCUGAGCACAAAUGCCAUUCUGUCCCUGCCACUUAAUCUUCAGAGGAGGUCAGCAGCACUUUCUGGAGGUACUGAAUGGGUGAAAAGGACAGGGAAACCUGGAGCAGGACUCUCUGGGAGCUAAAAAUGGGAACUUCAGCUGGAAUGACUGAGCAGUCCCUGACCAUGGCACACAGCUGCAUUUAGGAGCAUGGCAAGGUGCUCUGCUCCCCCGCUUACUGGGCCUGAGAUCAGAUGGUGUAGUUUUGUUAUGGUAUGCACAUGCCGGGAUGCCUGACAACAACCUCUGGGACUGAGACAGCUUCUGACAAGGGUAUGUGCAGAGGACUGGGGUUCUUUCUGGCUCUCCCUAACUGGUGCUGAGCAGGUAUCCAGCAGCCGAAGCCUCCUCAAGCUCACUGUCAUGAAGGUCAAGUGGAUUCACGUGUUGGUCAUCUUCUUCUUCCUGUUGUCUGUUGCAAUGACAGGCUGCUUUCUGUGGCAGUACAGCCUCUCCAAGGUGGAUCCCAGCCCAUCUGUGAUGGAAGUGAGACCAGAAUCUGUGCAGAUGUGUCCCCGCUAUCCUGAACCAGUACCUCUGGAUCACCCAAUCCCCAUUCUGAAGGAUGCAUUGGAGAAGGUAGAUGUGGUGCUGCGCCAAAAGAUUCAUGGCUCUGGUCUCCCUGCAAUGUCUGCCAUUGUUAUCUACAAUGACACUGUGCUCUGGACAGGCAACUUUGGAAAAAAGAAUGGUUCGGACCCCUCCUCAGUGGUGCCCAAUGAGUACACUAUUUACAGAAUUGCCAGUGUCUCCAAGAUAUUUCCCACUAUUAUGUUGUACAAGAUGUGGGAGGAAGGAAAAGUCACAUCUCUUGAUGACCCACUAGAACGUUAUGUCCAGAACUUUGUUAUUAAGAAUCCUCUGGGAAGGCUUAAGGAAUCAGAACAAAGGUACACAGCAGAUGGGCUGAUGUUUUUGGAAAAAGGCUCAAUGCCACUUAAGCCAUCUCCUGUUACAUUGCGCAGAAUGGCCAGCCAGCUUUCAGGCCUGCCCAGAAGGCUGCGAUCUACCAGCCUGCUGUGGAAGGGCAACACGCAAGAGGCUUUAGAUCUCUUGAAAGAUGACGUCUUGGUUGCUGAUCCAGGAACCAGAUGUCAUUACAGCAACUUGGCCUUCUCACUGAUGGCACAUGUUCUAGCUGACCAUGCAGCUGAGGGACAAUACCAGCGCUGGAUCUCAGAGAACAUCCUGGAUCGCUUGGGUAUGGAGGACACUGGCUUCGACAUCACACCACCGAUCCGCUCCCAGAUGGCUGUGGGUUUCUACAGCAGUCGGCAGCUGGCUCCUCUCUAUGACCUUGGCUGGUACAGGCCUUCUGGCCAGAUGUACUCCACAGCUGCUGACCUUGCCAAGCUGGCAAUGGUCUUCUUAGGCACCUACCACCGUCACCUCUUAGAGCCUGACACAGUGAAGACGAUGCUGACCCCUCUGUUUAAGUGCUCCACUGAAUACUUUGCUAACAAGACUGGCACACCCUGGGAGAUUAAUGAGCAAAUGGGAUAUGAUGUCAUUAGGAAGGAUGGAGAUCUUGAUGGUUAUUCAGCUACCUUCUCUCUUAUCCCCAAGCUCCGCCUGAGCUUCAUUGUGCUGAUGGCAGGGCCCAGGCCUCAGGGCAGAGAUAUUGUGACUCAGACAUAUGAGUAUCUUAUUCCUGCCAUGGAGAGGGCGUUCAGAGAGGCAGAGAAAAGCUUGAUUCCUCCUCCAAGUCCAGGCCCUUAUGUUGGCUACUAUACCUAUUCCAACCUGACUUUCUAUGAGAUCAAAGUUGGACCUGGUGGGGUGCUGAUUAUGCAGCAGUUUGGGCCUCAUGUGGAAGAGCUGAUUCCUGAAAAGUACCGGACAAUCAAGCUCCAUCACCUGGAAGAUCGUGUUUUCCAAGUAGUUUUUGACAAGGAGUUCCCAUGUGUUCUGCACCUGGGCUCUGCCUCCAUCUCACUGGAGACCCAAAAUGGGCAGCUCUUUAACUUUUAUCCAUUCAACCACAAGGGUUUGUCUCCUGGCUUUGAUGCACCAGGGCUGAACACAUACAAUGUUGUGCGUGUAUUUCGAAAACCUGUAUUCUAUAGCUAAAUAUCCCCUCUACUUUUCUGACCACUUCUGGGAGAUGGCUCCAAACCUGUGUCUUACCAGACUUUCCUGUCUGUGUGGCUUUAUGGAUGCCAUUUAAAAUGGAAAGAUGGUGGAAAAUAAUCCUUUUUCCCAAUAAAUAUGUCAUGUUCCACUUCUAAUAUGACUUUAAUGGCUUGCAAUCCCUGACAAUGACAUGCCAGCUAGCAAGUGGGGCUACCUGCAGAAAAAAGAGGUGGAAAUGUGUUGGAUGGAUGGUGUUUGGGGACCACAAAAUCAAGCCAAGUACUUAAGUCUCCUCUCUUACAAUGUCUGUUUGAUGAUCAUUGUGGUAAUUGACUGGUAUCAAAAGGCUGAGAAUUUCCCGUGUCUGUCAGAAAAUAUCUCUUCUUGAGUCUAAGGGUUUUUCCAGGGCUCUUCAGUAGCCCAUUUACCAUGAACAAGAUUACUCAUCUGAAUUUGUCAAAAGCAUUAUGUGCUAGAAAAUGGCACCAGCCUGACAUCAGGCUCUGCUUGUGAUACCUGGGAAGUGAGGGUUCAUUUGUUUCCUGGGUCACAACAAGGAAUCUGUGAAAAGAGCAGAUAGCAAUUGGAUUACAACUUGGAUCCAUGGUUUUCUGCAAAAGCAGUGGUCACACUAAGGAUAUUGUAUCAAUUAGGUAUAGAAGGUGAAGACUGUUCCUGUGAGCAGGGACAUAUGAACAUAUGCUGGUAUAUUCCAUCUGAACUCAGGUUUGUGGCUAUCUCAGUAUAUAGGCAAGUGUGCAAGUGUGGUGUUUAAGUACUGGAAUGCAUGGGAAUCUUUAUGUGUGUUUUGGGUAAGGUGUCUGUAUGGAUACGUACCCAUUGUCCUUAUGCAGGUAUAAGAGAGGUUGCUAAGGGGAAGUACAUUAGCCUGGGGAGUACUAAAUUUCAGAGAGAUGCACCUUCAAGCAAUCUGCAAAGCCACAGAUGUAUUUUCUUCUCCCUUCUUAUGCCCACUCAGUGCCAAGGCAGGACAGAUGAUAUAUCAUUAAUGA
This is a messenger RNA of Tyto alba (common barn owl), 3307 nucleotides long. It is a transcript of the gene LACTBL1, whose product is annotated as lactamase beta like 1. The coding region runs from base 585 to 2291 and encodes 568 amino acids. The transcript has 7 exons. The record is from RefSeq and is a predicted model, not a curated record. NCBI's taxonomy places the organism in Eukaryota, Metazoa, Chordata, Aves, Strigiformes, Tytonidae.